Messenger RNA from Dovyalis caffra, 825 nucleotides. NCBI's taxonomy places the organism in Eukaryota, Viridiplantae, Streptophyta, Magnoliopsida, Malpighiales, Salicaceae. The record is from the annotation of a GenBank genome assembly.
AUGCCACCAGCCUUCUGUAAACAGCUCACUGGACAGACAUUGCAAAAGGCUGUUCUGAAAAGUUCCUUGGGGCUAUGGCAUGUUAAAGUUGGUAGCUGCUGCAAAGGAAGGUUGUACUUUGAAGAAGAAUGGGAAGAUUUUGUGAAGCACCAUGGCCUGAUUCUUGGAGAUUUUGUGUUCUUUCAACACAAGGGAGGCAUGGUUUUUGAUGUCUUGGUGUUGGAUUCAAGCACGUGUGAGAAAGAUUUUCCACCAGCCACUAUUGGUUUGGCUGAAAGGAAAAAGAGAUCAUCCCGUGAAGCUAAGAGCCAUCAUCAUCCCAGGAAUUUGAAAGGUCAAAGCCCUCCCGAAGAUGCCAAAUCCUAUUCUGCCGAGGGUCCGCAUUUUAUAACAACGAUGAAAAGAUCCAAUGGAUGCAGUAAGAAACCAUAUAUGAACAUUGUACAUGGUGGGCUUGAGGCUGAUGCUCCACCAUUUUGGGUAUUUUUAAGGCUUCUUGACGAGUGGCAAAGGUUGGGUUUAGGUACAACAUGCUUCAAACUGAAUAUCCCCUCAGAAUUUGCAAAAGCAAAUCUUGUUCAAAGAUCAAGGGUGAUUCUCCGGGAUCCCUCCAAAAAAUUAUGGCCAAUGAAACUUAAAGGUCGGGUUAUCAAAGGUGGUGCAAAGGUGUAUGCACGAACAUUCAUAGGAAAGGGAUGGUAUGAAUUUUAUGUUGCCAACAAGCUGAAGCCUGGUGAUGCCUGCCUCUUUGAGCUUGAUCUCACCAGAAAAGUAUCUGCUGUUAUGUUGAUGGAUGUACAUAUUUUCCGAAACGAUGGCUUGUAA